AGUUACCCAAGAACGUGUACGUAGCGUAGCGUAGAAAUGCGUAGAAACACAUAGUUGCAAAAACUCACCACCGUAGAAUGAACGCAGGAAUCAGCUGUUCUCUUUUGUAUUUUUCUUUGUGUUCUGUUUUCGUUUCACAUAUUUUGGUAAACAACAGCGGUAGCAUGAUGGAAGCAGAAAGUGUUGAAAUCGACGAAUUAUUUUUAAAUUUGUGUGAAUUAUACAGAUUGUAUAAAGAAUACAAACACAAAAAAAGGAACAGGAGGUACGGAGUUCGCCCAUUAAAUCAAAAUUGGGCAGCAAGCGGCUAUCAGCGCCAAGUUUUUCGGCGAAUGAGGUCUAUGGAUGCAGAACAAGUGUUUUUACAUACACGAAUGCCCCCGCCUGUAUUUGACCUACUGCUAAACCUAGUCGGCAACUCCUUACGGAAACCAAAACAGCGGAUAGAUUCUGAAGAAAGACUUUCUUUGGUUUUGCUAUAUUUGUCACAAGGAGUAUCAAUUCAGAGCAUCGCUUGGAGUUACAAGUUAGGCAAAACAACAGUGCGCAAUAUUGUAUUAGAAGUAUGUGAAAUAAUCUGGCAGUUGCUUUCUCCAAUUUACGUGAGCGAACCAACAGAAUCGCAGUACAAAGAUAUUGCUAAGGAGUUCCUUGAGUUAUGGAAUAUUCCUAACUGCGUUGGUGCAAUUGAUGGCAAGCACAUUGCCAUUAAAUGUCCUGCUAAUUCAAGUUCGCUCUUCUAUAACUACAAGAAGUUUUUUAGUAUAGUCUUGAUGGCCGUAUGUGAUGCUAGAUAUACGUUCACAGCUGUCAGCAUCGGAAGUUACGGCAGUCAGAGUGAUGGAGGAAUCUUUCAGCUUUCUCCCUUUGGACAAGCAUUAAUGCAAAAUACAUUGCCAUUACCUCCUGCUGUACCCUUAUCAAGGGAAUCCCCUGAAUGUUUUCCCCAUUUUUUUGUGGGUGAUGCUGCGUUCCCCCUCAGAACAAAUUUAAUGCGUCCGUAUCCCGGUUCUAAUUUAUCGCGAACUAAACGAAUAUUUAAUUAUCGACUCUCGCGGGCACGCAGAGUCAUAGAAAACAGUUUUGGUAUUUUAACUGCUCGGUGGCGGAUAUUGCGAACCACUAUUGAGUGUAACCCAGAACACUGCGAAACAAUAGUUUUGGCUUGCAUUGCUUUGCAUAAUUUUAUAAUGCUGAACGAUCAAAGUCGUUGGUAUUGCCCAGAAAAUUACGUUGACCGCGAAGAGGCUGGCAACGUAGUCCAUGAUGGAGAUUGGCGUCGCGAAUUAAGUAAUCAGCACACCUUACCACCUUUGCGGUCAGCAGUGCGUAGAGCUCCAGCAAAUGCGUUUAGCCUCCGUGAUCGGCUCGCAAAUUACUUCAUUAAUGAAGGAUCCUUGCCGUUUCAGGAGAACAUAGACUUAGCCAUAGGUGGACCUUACUUAUGAAAUGCAUUAAUAUGUGAAUAGGAAAGCUUUACUUUCUAUAAAAUUGACCAACUUUCCUUAAAAACAUUAGUUUCGUAAACUAAAAUAAAAUGUAUUUAUGUAUACAUAACAAUUCAUUCCUUACAUGCCUGGAUAUAUGUAGCUGCUGUCAAAAUAAA
Messenger RNA from Rhagoletis pomonella (apple maggot), 1606 nucleotides. RefSeq names its product putative nuclease HARBI1. The record is from RefSeq and is a predicted model, not a curated record. Lineage: Eukaryota; Metazoa; Arthropoda; Insecta; Diptera; Tephritidae. Bases 78 to 1448 code for a protein of 456 amino acids. The transcript has 3 exons.